AUCGCAACCUGAGCACCAUAAAGUCGUCAUCCACCUUGUCGUAACACACAGUUCACGGUCACAAGAGUUGGCUGCUGGUUAAUCACGGACAACAUGGCGAAAGACAUACUGGUGAAGAUUUGUCGCUUCCUGUCCAUUCUCAUGAUAAUGUUGAAGCUGGUGAAUGCCGGCAAAUGCCUUGAAGCCUGUUACACUGAAGAAGCUGUACACCCAACUGAACCCAGCCAGACAUGUGUCCUCCACGGUAUGUGCUCCAUUGAUGGUGGGUGCCACGCUGAUGGGGCGGUUAAUCCUGUCAACAGCUGUGAGCAGUGUGAUUUCAGCAGGAGCAUGUUGGAGUGGUCACCCGUUCUCUAUGAGUUGAACAAUGGUAAGACCACGACUUGUGGGGAGUUCUGUAACUUUGUCCAAAAUCAGGCACCUGAUCUCAUCUCACUUGUUUGCUCCUACCCGGGUUUUGUAAGUGCGAACAACUUCAACAAUAUGUGUCCGUUGAAGGAUACGUCGUCACUGAACUGCCCAGCGGGAGGAAUAAAGCUGACCAAGUACAAGGCUAUGUGUAGUCACAAGACUGCGCUCGAAGCUUCUGCAGACCCAGUGGUUUGUCCAUAGCAGACAAUGUACAGCCAUCGACACCAUUCCGGGCGACGACACUUACAAGAUUAAUAAACCGACUGGUACGGACUUACAUGAGAGCACCUCAUAAUAAUGGAAGUAAUUCUGAAAACUUAUAUGUUUAGUAAACACAUUUCUGAAAAUU
Liolophura sinensis is the source of this 760-nucleotide messenger RNA. RefSeq lists its product as uncharacterized. The coding region runs from base 94 to 612 and encodes 172 amino acids. The record is from RefSeq and is a predicted model, not a curated record. The transcript has 4 exons. Lineage: Eukaryota; Metazoa; Mollusca; Polyplacophora; Chitonida; Chitonidae.